AUGGCCAUCAAAAGCUUCAAGCCAGCUCUCUGCUCCAUCCUUGUUCUUCUCACUGUGAGCUCUAGGGUUUUGGUCAUAUCAGAAGCUCGUCCUCUUAAGCUGGGGAGUUCAUGGAGCUCCAUAGACAAGGAGAUGGAGAGUGUGUUUGAUGGGCUGUUCAUUGACGCAGUGAAGAACGGAGGCCCAAGCUCCGGAGGAAAGGGUCAUGCCUUCACUGAUUCUGAAACCCUUGGAGGGAACAAGCACUCUGUGUAUAUUGGUGCAAUGAAGAAUGAAGGCCCGAGCUCCGGAGGAAAUGGUCAUGCCUUCACUGAUUCUGAAACCCUUGGAGGGAUCAAGCAAUCUGGUCCAAGCUCUGGCGGCGGCGGAAACUAA
Prunus armeniaca (apricot) is the source of this 375-nucleotide messenger RNA. NCBI's taxonomy places the organism in Eukaryota, Viridiplantae, Streptophyta, Magnoliopsida, Rosales, Rosaceae. The record is from the annotation of a GenBank genome assembly.